Seminavis robusta is the source of this 312-nucleotide messenger RNA. The record is from the annotation of a GenBank genome assembly. Lineage: Eukaryota; Bacillariophyta; Bacillariophyceae; Naviculales; Naviculaceae.
AUGCAUGUCGUUGUCUGGUUGGCGAGUGGUGGGACGUUGGGACUUGUUGCCGACAUCGGAAUCACUUUCGGUUUCGACAACCCAUGGCUUGUUGUCAUUGUAGUAGUAGUAGUAGUAGUAGCGACUGUUUGUUCUUGUCGCCAUAGUAGUAGCAGUCGCCAUCUUCGUUCCAUCGAUUGUCUUGUUGAAUGGUGGAUUGAGACGGCAAAUUCAAUUUGGAAAUCCACCACUGAUUUCUUCCUUUUGUCUGGUAUUACCGGUGUAGAUUUGGAUGUCUUGGGCUUCUUGGUUUCAUGGAUGGUGCCAUUGUGA